Messenger RNA from Pararge aegeria (speckled wood butterfly), 602 nucleotides. RefSeq lists its product as uncharacterized. The transcript is spliced from 2 exons. NCBI's taxonomy places the organism in Eukaryota, Metazoa, Arthropoda, Insecta, Lepidoptera, Nymphalidae. The coding region runs from base 4 to 510 and encodes 168 amino acids. The record is from RefSeq and is a predicted model, not a curated record.
GCUAUGACGGGCCUUCUCAAAAACAAUCCCGACAUUCCUGAAAUCGUGCGCACUUUGAACGAUGCAGGAAAUCUCGUUGCCGAUUGCCACUUCGCAGAAACAGACACUCGUCGGACGGUCAUCAUUCCGUUAGUCGACAAAUCUCUGACUGACUCUUUUAAAAAUCGGAAGAGAGACAGUCUUUUGUUCGGAGAGAGCUUAGGCGAGGUGGUUAAGAACUCUAGAGGAAUUAAAAAGACGAGUCAACUUAUUCAAGCUGCUGCACCUGUUUCUAACACGAAUUUAAACUACAAAGGCCCAUCGACUCGUCCGAGGCGGCAGUGGGUAGGACAGGCCUACACGCAGCAACGAGUCGGUGGGCAGCGGGCAACGUUCUCGAGUCGUGGCCGGCGCACAGCCGCCACGAACCCGCCGCCGCAGCCUGCUCGCCGGCAGCCGCCGCCGCCGCCGCCUGUGCGGCGCCAGCCACAGCGCCGGGAACACGUGGCCGGCAAUCGUCGGCAGAAGUAGCUACGCAGCCUCAGGUCAACACACCCGCUACAUCGAAGGCUUUCCCUGGCAGUGAGUGUGUUAUCCGGGAAGGCUUUAUUAAAAAAGGGGUG